Diplodia corticola is the source of this 780-nucleotide messenger RNA. RefSeq names its product kinetochore protein spc25. The record is from RefSeq and is a predicted model, not a curated record. Gene Ontology annotation, biological process: chromosome segregation. The transcript has 2 exons. The coding region runs from base 1 to 780 and encodes 259 amino acids. Gene Ontology annotation, cellular component: Ndc80 complex. Lineage: Eukaryota; Fungi; Ascomycota; Dothideomycetes; Botryosphaeriales; Botryosphaeriaceae.
AUGGCUACCGCCGCCUUUGAGCCUUCGCUCUCAGCCAGCGCAAUGCGCGCCCCUCUCUCGUCUGCCGAUGCGCCCUCGAUGGCCGACUCCCUUCCGAGUGUCAACUUUGGUUUCGACAACUUGCGCCAGCACAUGGCAGCGUUCCAGACACGCUUCGAUGACUACAUUGCCCAGGGUAGAAGGCGGAUGAGGGAGGAGAAGAACCAGUUCUACCUCAAUAUCGCUGAAAUGCAAGAGGACCAACGCCAUAAGCAGCGCGAAAUUGAGAUCCUGCAGCUCAAGUCGACAACGCACCAACAGACCCUCGCAAAAGAGGCCCAAGAAACUGCCGAAAUGCACAACGCAAUCUCGACUCUGAACUCGCGUAGGGACGAGCAGAUUGCCCGCCGCGACGCCCUCAAGGCUCAGAUUGCAGAGGUUCAAGGCCGGAUUGCCGCCAAGCGCGAGGCUCAAAGGGAGCACGCUCGCUACCUCGACUCCCAGGCUCGUCUCAAUCAACCAGAGCUUGCCUUCUGGCAGGACCAUCUUUGCUUGGAUGUGGAAGGUGCCGGCGUCACCGACCGCUUGAAAUUCACUUUUACACACAUCAGUGAGCGCGAUUGGGAAAAGGAGGCGGUCUUCGAGGUUGAUAUGGGCCAUUCCGAUUACCGAAUGGGCGUUGUAAGGCCUAAGCUUGAUCCAGAUGAGAUUGAAGGGGCUAUAGAGCUGUUGAACGACACACGAGAACUUGCCCCGUUCUUCAAGCGCAUGAGAGAAUUGUUCGUCGAGGCGAUGAAAUGA